AUGUCUGUCGUGUCGCUUCUCGGUGUUGAGGUGAAGAACAACCCCGCGCGCUUUGAUGAGCCGUAUGAAUUUGAGAUCACUUUUGAAUGCCUUGAGCAACUACAGAAGGAUCUCGAGUGGAAAUUGACCUACGUUGGUUCGGCGACGUCAAACGAGUAUGAUCAGGAACUCGACUCUGUCUUUGUUGGCCCGCUGCCAGUCGGCGUCAACAAGUUCCAGUUCCGCGCCGACCCCCCGAACCUAUCGCGUAUCCCCAACAGCGAAAUCAUCGGCGUCACAGUUAUUCUGUUGAGCUGCAGCUACGAAGAGCGCGAGUUUGUCCGCGUCGGCUACUAUGUGAACAACGAGUACACAGACGAGGCGCUGGCACUAGACCCGCCCACCAAGCCUGUGAUUGAGAAGGUACAGAGGCAAAUUCUUGCAGAGAAGCCGCGAGUCACACGCUUUGCCAUCAAGUGGGAUUCUGAGGAAUCUGCACCGCCCGAGUUCCCCCCUGAACAGCCAGAGGCUGACCUCACCGCCGACGGAGACCAGUACGGCAUUGAAGAAGAGGAGGACGAGGAGGAGGGCGUCGAGGGUGAAGGUGUCGCCGCCGAGGGUGAUGAUGCGGCCAUGGCAGGUGCUGAGGACACUGCUGGCCCCGCCAACGACGAGGAUGCCGAGUCUGAGGCAGGCAGCGAGGAGAUUGACAUUGAAGACUCCGAAGACGAUGAAGAGGAGGAGGGCGAGGGCGAGGGCGAGGAGGGUGGAGAUGAUGACAUGGAGAUGGACGAGGCUGAGCCAAGUGGUGCUGGAGGUGACAAGCCCCAACAACAGCCUGGAGCCCCACAACAGCAACAGCACGGCGCGGAUGUCAUGGUGCACUAG
Pyrenophora tritici-repentis Pt-1C-BFP is the source of this 867-nucleotide messenger RNA. Its product is annotated as TPR repeat, SEL1 subfamily. Gene Ontology annotation, biological process: chromatin organization. Gene Ontology annotation, cellular component: nucleus. Gene Ontology annotation, molecular function: protein binding. The record is from RefSeq and is a predicted model, not a curated record. Lineage: Eukaryota; Fungi; Ascomycota; Dothideomycetes; Pleosporales; Pleosporaceae.